AUGGCACAUGAAUCACAAGAGACAGAUGAGAAAAAGUGGCCUCCACAUGUAGAACAUAUUUUUAUUGAGAUCAUGUUGGAGGAACAACUUAAGGGUAACAUGCCAAGUGGUGUGUUCAAGGGUCCUACAUGGGCAUCAAUUACAGCUGAACUUAACCGAAGGACCGGGAAAGACUUUGUCUUAAAGCAAGUUCAACAGAAGCACAAUAGACUCCAACUCAAACAACGCAAGUGGAGCCAAUUGCUAAGACACAUAGGGUUGGGGUGGGACGAGCAGACCCAAACAGUGACUUAUUCUGACGAAGUGUGGCAGAAUGUGAUUGCGGCCAAUCGUGGUGCAGCUAACUUAAGGAAACAGGGAUGCCCAGACUACCCAUCACUGCAGCAAUUGUUCACCACUAGUAUUGCGACUGGGAACCUCCAGAUCUCCUCAAACACUCAUCCUCUGAAUAGUGACAAGGAGCGUGCCCUAGAAGAAGAGCUUGCCAAUGCCAAUGCCGAUGCCAAUGCAAAGGAUGCUGAGGUUGAGGAGGUAACCCGGAGGGAGGAAAAAUGUCAUGUGCAAGAUGCAAGUGGCAAGGGUAAGAAGGCCUCGAAGAAGUCGGAUAAGGUAAGUGAAAUGACUACGGCCCUAAAAGAGUACAACGCAAUGUCCGAACGUAGGUAUAGUGGUAAACUCGGCAGGACUAGCGGUUCAUCCGACCAAUUCUCUCAAUCCGUUGUAGGGGGUGAUCCUUGUUCACUUUCCAAGGCAAUAGGCGUGCUGAACACGUAUGCGGAUCUGAGUAACAAGGUCUACAUCAAGAUGUCAAAGGUUUUGCAGCAAAAGGAUAAUAGGGUAGUGUUAUGUGUAUGCCGGAGCAUAGGAGGAAGUCUUGGAUUGAGGACAUUCUAA
Quercus lobata is the source of this 894-nucleotide messenger RNA. RefSeq lists its product as uncharacterized. The record is from RefSeq and is a predicted model, not a curated record. Lineage: Eukaryota; Viridiplantae; Streptophyta; Magnoliopsida; Fagales; Fagaceae. The coding region runs from base 1 to 894 and encodes 297 amino acids. The transcript is spliced from 3 exons.